This is a messenger RNA of Medicago truncatula (barrel medic), 3738 nucleotides long. RefSeq names its product putative disease resistance protein RGA4. The record is from RefSeq and is a predicted model, not a curated record. Gene Ontology annotation, molecular function: protein binding. Lineage: Eukaryota; Viridiplantae; Streptophyta; Magnoliopsida; Fabales; Fabaceae. The transcript has 2 exons. The coding region runs from base 112 to 3360 and encodes 1082 amino acids.
CUUUGAAAACCCCAUCACUUCAAACAGUUAUUUUGAUUUUAUUUUUUUUUCUGCUUUGAACCAUUCCUCUCUUUCAAUCCCAGUUCAAGUCCCACCCAUCAGCCACAUUCAAUGGAUAUAGUUGUUCUGAGAGAAACCAUUGAUCAACUCCUUGAAAAGAUACGCGGCCGUAAAGAAAACCGCUUACUAGCUGGGCUGUCGAACAGUGACAAGAACCAACUUAUAACUUCUCUUGAAAAAAUCCAAGACCUGGUUAAGAACCACGUCCAACGUCAUGAGGUUCUGUCCAACCUUAAAACUGCCCUCAAAGAUCUGAACAAAUUGGUGGAGGAACUCGAUGCCGGUAUUCUUAAGCCUCAGAAAAGAACUUUCUCUCCGUUUCAAGCCGAUCGUCAUAAGCAUCAGCUUAAAGCCAUCAACUCAAGAAUUCAAAAUGCCAUAAAAGAUCUCAAAGAUGUUUUAAAAGAAUUGUCCACGACCACCACUGCAACUAUGCCGCCUCAAGAAGCAUGGGAGAAGACGGGGGAGGAGACGGAGUUGGAACCGGCUAUAGUUGGGAGAAAAAAAGAAAUUAUAGAUCAACUUAUCCCGCUCCACACAGGAGCUGAAUCCGUUGGGAAAGUUUCUGUGGUUUCCAUUGUUGGGUUCGCAGGAAUAGGGAAGACAAAACUUGCCCGUCUUAUUUGUGAGGAUGAGCAAGUCAAAGCUCACUUCGGCCUUCAAAUUUGGAUUUAUGAUGUGGAAUUCCUCAAUACCACUGACAUGUCAUCUACUUACACUGACGGCGGAAAAGGAAACCUUGUUGUGCUGGAUAAUUUGAAAACUGAGAUACUUGGGGACGAGAUGCUCUCUGAUUUGGACAAGAUAUUAAUGACGUCCAAUGGUGCAAGUGCAAUUCUCAUAACCACACGUAGUAAACUUGUGGCCAACAAUAUUACUGUUUCGCUAAGUAACUACAGGUUACGACAUGAAACAACAAGGCCAGAUACUGUUUUUACCACGUUUAAGCCACAUGUUAUUCUGGGGCUUAAUGAAGAGGAAUCUUUGUCAUUGUUUUGGAAAGUUCGUGGACAAAGUAGUUCAAUAAUCGAUAUGAAGAAGGAAAUGCAAAGGAAGAUGGUGAUGGAUUGUGGUGGAGUUCCUUUCUUGAUAAUAUUCAAAGCAAUAUUUGUAAACAAUCAUUGUGCUGAUCUUGCCGUUGCUGAUCUGAAUAAGGAGGAAUUUCUAAAAGAGCUUAAGGUUAGAUACUACGACAAACUUCCAAGCCCUCAGAAGUUUUGUUUUGAAUUUUGUUCAUUGUUUCCUCAAGAUCAUUUGAUUGAUGUCGAGAGAUUAAUUCAUCUCUUGACAGCAGAAGGAUUUCAAUCGGAUUUAGAAAACUCUACAGAAGACAAAUUCCGCCAGUAUUUCAACGACUUUGUUGGGAUGCCUAUUUUCAAAGAUAUGGAAGAAGACGAGUGUGGCGCUGUUAGAAGAUGUAGAAUGCAACCCUUAAUGCACGACCUAGCACGAUUCGUAUCAGAUCAAAUAGAGAAUGUCACGGUGGAUCCAGAAGGUGAAAAAGUUACUGAAGGAGUCUUACGAGCCUCUUUUGAUUUUAGCUUGGACGUUUCACGUGGAAUUCCACCUUCUUUGUUUAAAAAGGCAAAGAAACUAAAGGCCAUUCUCUUUUGGAAGACACAAUCGUUGCUUCCGAAGGACAUGAAGACAGGCUAUUCCACUUGUGGUCAAAUAUUCAAAUCCUUCAAGGCCACUCUCCGAAUGUUGGAUCUCCACGACAUGGGAAUCAAGACAUUGCCCAACUCAAUUGGGGAUAUGAAUAAUUUGAGGUAUCUCGACCUGUCCCUUAAUUCUAUAGAAAAGUUACCCAAUUCCAUUACCAAGCUUAGCAAUUUGCAAACGUUGAAAUUGUCUCAAUGUUAUCCGCUCGAGGAACUACCCAAGAACAUUGAUGAACUAGUUAACCUGAAGCAUCUUGAGAUAGAUGGAUGCUUAGCUCUCACUCACAUGCCUCGCAAACUACACAAGCUAGAAUGUUCUCUACAAACACUUUCUCUCUUUGUGAUUAGUGACGGGCACCACGUGGGAGGUCUUAGUGAACUUGCAAGGCUCAACAACUUAAGAGGCCACCUGGAAAUUUCACAUCUUGAAAGUUUGAACCUUUCAAAGGCGGAUAAUUGUCUCAAUGGUAAAAAUGAUCUCCAGCGUCUUACGUUAAGAUGGUGUCAUGAGGAUGACUAUGGCAAGAAGGAAGAGGAAGAUGACCAGAAAAGACUUGAUUUUCUUGAGCCGCCCUCUACACUGAGAGCAAUUUUCGUUGUUGGGUACAAAGGUAAAACACUUUCAAAUUGGUUUUCUUCCAUAGCUUGCCUUGUUAAGUUAAGCUUGUACGACUGUACAAGUUGCAUAUUUCUCCCACACCUUCAUGAACUUCCAAACCUCAGAUUUCUAGAACUUCUAAGGUUGGACAAACUGGAAUACAUUGCUGAUCAAAGUAAUGACAGUGACCGCCACAAUGACAAAUUACAGGCUGCUGCAGUGCACUUUCCAUCUUUGGAGGAACUCACAAUCUCAGAUUGUCCUAAUCUCAAGAGGUGGUGGAGAAAGGAUAAAAUGGAAAAAGAUUUACCGUUUUUUGCUUGCCUUUCAAAACUGAAUGUAAAUUACUGCCCUGAACUAACUUGCAUGCCCCUUUUUCCUGGUCUUGAUGAAGAGCUAAUCCUUGUGGGUUCGAGCGUGAAACCGCUACUAGAUUCAAUAAAUCAUGGACAUAGAAAGUGUUAUCCGUUUUCCAAACUCAAGUCAAUGAAAAUUGCGAACAUCGAGGAUAGUCGUUCACCAGCAAAGAUAUGGAUCGAAUACUUCAAUUCUCUUGAGAAACUCGACAUUAAAGAGUGGAAGCAUUUAAAGUCUCUUCCCGAAGGUUUUGAUAAUUUGAACUCACUCCAGAGUCUUAACAUUGAAAACUGUCAGGAGCUUGAUCUCUCAAGCACUGAAUGGGAAGGUCUCAAAAACUUGCGUUCUCUCACGAUAAGAGAAAUUCCAAAACUCGAGACUCUUCCAUCGAGUAUUUACAAAGUAACAUCUCUUCAAGAUCUUCAGCUUCAUAACUGUCCUCAGUUAACUUCUUUGUCUGAAACCAUAGAAUAUCUCAAAUCACUCGAGAAAUUGGUUAUUUCUGAAUGUGACAAGUUGGCUUCGCUUCCAAAAGCAUUGAAAAACGUGGAGUCUCUGCAUACUUUGAUCAUUUUGGACUGCACCUUAUUGCUGCCAAGGUGCCAGUCAGACACCGGUGAUGAUUGGUCACAGAUUGCUCAUAUUAAAAAUAAACAGGUCACGGAAACUAAUCGAGACAUGUAGAUUGUUCAGCUUGCUUCCACGCAAAGGGGCUUGUCAAAUAAAUUUUAUCCUCCUCAUUGGAUUGAUGAUUUGUGUAUGCACAACUUCAUUUUUGAGCUGAAAUCAAACGGGCUUUAGUGGAUAGCUUCAAUCAUGUGUCAUCUUUUGAUUUUAUUAGAAACAAUUGUAUUCCAUCAUCUAAGGCAAACUAGUGUAUUAACUCAGAGUUUGACUUGAAUGUAUUGUUUUUAUUUUUUACUCAACUUCUAUGUAUUGCUUGUUAUUUUUAAGGUUGUAUGUAUAAUGUAUUGCUAGUCCUCCAAGUUCUUGAUUUUACUGCUCAUUGUAUUGAACAAGUUAUUACCAUUAAUAUGAGAUAUAAAUUUAUUUUAUGAUGAA